GAUCCGGUACCGGGGAGGAGGUGGAUGAGGGCGGUUGCCAUAGAAACAAGGCCCGGCUACUUCCGCUACGUCACGGGACACGUGGAUCCAAGAUGGCUGCCGCUGCGGAGGGACUCCUGGGGCUGCUCCUAAGCGUCUCCCUUCUCCAUGGGAUUGGGUGCUUCUAUGUUCCCGGUGUUGCACCCAUUAACUUCCUGCAGGAUGCUCCUGUGGACAUAAAGGCUGUAAAGUUGACCAGUUCGCGCACCCAGCUGCCCUAUGAGUAUUACUCGCUGCCCUUCUGCCAACCUACUGAGAUCGCCUACAAGUCAGAGAAUCUGGGGGAGGUUCUACGCGGGGAUCGGAUCGUUAACACCCCUUUCCGAGUUCUGAUGAACAGCGACAAGAAGUGCGAGGUUCUGUGCGGGGGUCCGAGACAGUCCCACGUUCUGACUGUGGAACAGAGCAAACUGGUGGCGGAGCGGAUCCGGGAGGACUAUUAUGUACAUCUGAUAGCGGAUAAUCUGCCCGUGGCCACCAGACUGGAUCUCUAUUUAAACCGUGAGGAGGAGGAAAAGAAGAAGGAGAAGGAUGUUCAGUUUGAACAUGGCUACCGACUCGGCUUCAUUGACAACAACAAGUUCUACCUGCACAAUCACCUCUCCUUCUAUCUAUAUUAUCACCCCGAGGAAAUAGAAGAGAAACAGGAGCCGACCUUUAGGGUUGUCAGGUUCGAGGUGAUUCCCCAGAGCAUCAGAUUGGAAGAUCUGAAAGGGACCGAUCAGGGUUUGUGCACUGUCCCCGACAGCUCCAGUUCUGCCCCCCAAGAGAUUGACCCCUCCAAGGAGAACAAGAUCAUUUUCACAUACUCUGUGCAUUGGCAGGAGAGUGAUAUUAAGUGGGCCUCGCGCUGGGACACCUACCUGACCAUGAGUGAUGUCCAGAUCCACUGGUUCUCCAUCAUUAACUCCGUGGUUGUUGUCUUCUUCCUGUCAGGUAUCCUGAGCAUGAUCAUAAUCCGGACCCUGAGGAAGGACAUUGCUAAUUACAACAAAGAGGAUGACAUAGAGGACACAAUGGAAGAGUCUGGCUGGAAACUUGUACAUGGAGAUGUGUUCCGGCCUCCUCAGUAUCCCAUGAUCCUCAGCUCUCUCCUGGGUUCCGGCAUCCAGCUUUUCUGCAUGAUCCUGAUUGUUAUAUUCGUAGCCAUGUUGGGGAUGCUGUCGCCCUCCAGCCGGGGAGCCCUGAUGACCACAGCCUGUUUCCUCUUCAUGUUUAUGGGGGUAUUUGGAGGAUUCUUCGCUGGGCGUCUUUAUAGGACCCUAAAGGGCCACCGAUGGCGCAAAGGGGCAUUUUGUACGGCCACGCUGUACCCAGGAGUGGUGUUUGCAAUCUGUUUUGUGCUGAACUGUUUUAUCUGGGGGAAACAUUCCUCUGGGGCGGUGCCCUUCCCUACCAUGGUUGCCCUGCUGUGCAUGUGGUUUGGCAUCUCGUUGCCCCUGGUCUAUCUGGGCUACUACUUUGGCUUCAGGAAGCAGCCGUACGAUAACCCUGUGCGAACCAAUCAGAUCCCAAGGCAGAUCCCAGAGCAACGUUGGUACAUGAAGAGAUUUGUUGGGAUCCUGAUGGCUGGAAUUCUUCCCUUUGGGGCCAUGUUCAUCGAGCUCUUCUUUAUCUUCAGUGCCAUUUGGGAGAAUCAGUUCUACUAUCUGUUUGGCUUUCUCUUCCUCGUAUUUAUUAUCCUUGUAGUGUCUUGUUCCCAAAUCAGCAUCGUCAUGGUCUACUUCCAGCUGUGCGCCGAGGAUUAUCGCUGGUGGUGGAGAACCUUUCUAGUGUCGGGGGGUUCUGCAUUCUACGUUCUGAUUUACGCCGUCUUCUACUUUGUGAAUAAGUUGGACAUUGUGGAGUUCAUCCCAUCGCUCCUGUAUUUCGGAUACACGACUCUCAUGGUGUUGUCCUUCUGGCUUCUCACCGGCACCAUUGGCUUCUACGCCGCCUACAUGUUUAUCCGUAAGAUCUACGCAGCAGUGAAAAUAGACUGAGCUGCGCUUUGUUGGCAGCCAAUCAGCACAAACCAGAGCCUGUCCCCUCUGCCAAGACGCCACCAACAGGGAGACGUCACCAACAAACCAUCUUCAUCAAGAAUGUCAUGUUUGGUACCACCGUGUCCAUGGAAGGGGGAGGAGUUGCCUAACUGCAUUUUAACCUAUUCCACUGGUUUUUACCUUUUAUCUGAAAUCUGUCCCAUGUCUGAUUCUACUUUUCCUUUUAAAUUAUUCCUUUGGGGUCGAGAUCAAGGGGAAGCUGCAGAGGUGAUUAGCGGUAGCGGAAGCACUUUAGGGGUUAGGUUUCCUGCGCAACAGUGACGGAAUGAUGUUUGGCGUCCCAGUGGGCAUACAGUCAGGCAUGGGGGCUGCUGGGGUAACGGCCUGACCCCCUUACAGUAUUUGCCCGUCUGUGUGCUGGAGGAACAUGUAGAGGUGGGGGCAGCACGAGUGGCCCCGUCAUGUGGCGGCAUUGGGAACAGAAAUGUCUGCAAAUGCCACUUGCUUGCCCCUUGGCUGGCACGCUGGCUCUUUAUAGUGAGGAUCCAGCCCACAGAUAUUAAGAUGUUGUCUCUCACCUCCGGGACCAGUCGGGACUGGGUCAGCACAUAAUCCAGUAUCACUUUAUUUCUCCAAACAAAUACCCUCUGACAAAAAUGGUUGAUUUUUUUUUUUUAUUAUUAUUAUUGUAUUCAUUCUUGUGCCCUUUUUUGUAAAUAAAUUAACCCCUAUGGUGUCCAUUUGUGACUUGA
This is a messenger RNA of Xenopus tropicalis (tropical clawed frog), 2776 nucleotides long. It is a transcript of the gene tm9sf4, whose product is annotated as transmembrane 9 superfamily protein member 4. Lineage: Eukaryota; Metazoa; Chordata; Amphibia; Anura; Pipidae. The record is from RefSeq and is a predicted model, not a curated record. The transcript is spliced from 18 exons. Gene Ontology annotation, cellular component: Golgi apparatus; membrane. The coding region runs from base 93 to 2021 and encodes 642 amino acids.